AUGUCAGGUCAACAGGGUGGAUACGGACAACCUCCAAACAUGCAACAACAGCAGAUGAUGUACAAUCAACAGCAUAUGAUGGGACGACAGAUGGGUCAAAUGGGUGUACAGCGGCAGCUAACUUCUAUACUGGGCAGUUCACUUGGAAACGUUUCUCAGCAGCAUAUGCAGAUGCAACAACCUCGAAGUCCAAUGACAAGCUCUGUUGGACCGCAGCAGCUCACACCCGGAGGUGGACCAGGUUCACAAGCACCGGGCUCAACACUUGCAGCAGCAAGCGCUGGAGGACCAACUUCUGUAGGGCCGAUGUCUGUGCAGCCGCACACUCCAAUGAACCCUGCAUCUCAGCAGACCAUUCCUCAACCUUCUUCGGUGCAACAAGGACCUGCGUCGGUUGCUCCGGGCACACCGGCAAGUAACCAGCCAGCACCGCAAUCAUCGUCUACAGGGGAGCCAACGCAGCCGUAUCUGCAAGACCCUGUAGCACAUAGCAAGCAGUUGAUCAUGAAAGAUCUUCGAUUCUCUAUUAUUGACCUGAAUCGCCGGGCUGGCGAAGCUCUCAAAGAUCUUCGAGCUGGUAAUGCUCCGUCAAAUUCGAAUGAGUAUCUCAAGGCUAUGGACAAUCUUUUCGCAGUAUGUGACGAAAUCGAGGGGAACUUGAUAUUGGUCUGUGAAACACAAAAGCAGAUGAGUAAAAUGGAGAAAAUCUUCGACAAGGACGCUCUAAAAGAGCACAUGGGCUUCUCCGAUGCCAAAGGACGUCUUAUCGGGAGUGACGACGACUCAGGCGCAAACCUUGCUGCUGUGAAUACUUAUAUUGAUCAAACAAAACAGCUCCAAGCCGCUUUCGAUCGUGCUUUUUCACACGUUGGUCGCACGCUGGAAACAAUUCGACGAAGGCAAAAUAUGGGAUCGAAGAAUCCGAAACUCGAACCUAUGGAUAUGUAA
Molecule: messenger RNA, 948 nt
Organism: Ostertagia ostertagi
Lineage: Eukaryota; Metazoa; Nematoda; Chromadorea; Rhabditida; Trichostrongylidae
Source: the annotation of a GenBank genome assembly